UAUUCCAUAAUUUUCAAAUUUUUAAAAACGUGUAUUGCUCAGUAUUCGUUCGUAAUACUUGUAUUUCGUGUCAUCUGACCCAUCAUCUUUAAAGUGAAUCCGAUGAAUUAUCAAUUUAUUUUAAGUACAUUUCUAAAAAUUUACUUACAAUAACACUUUUAUUACAUCAAUCAUACUUGUUUGUAUAUCAGUUCGAAUGCUUUAAAUCUGGAUGAACAUAACGCAAUGUUGGCCGCCACCAACCCACAAGUGUUCAUACCUUUUGGGCGGCAACAUAUAAAAAAUAGAUUCAUUGGUGAAGUAAAGACUCCAUCAGUUGGAUAUUAUGAUCGUCCUGAGCUGCAUGCUGAUGAGUUUCUGUCCAAAAAAGCUACAACUCUAUCUCUGGAAGAAUCAAAUAAAACUAAGCAUCAAGAAAAAUUUAUUUUGAGAGAAAAAGAUGGAGCUGAAGAAGAACUGUUUAUUUUUGGCAAAGUAGUAGUGCAUAGUCGUGGAAAUGCAUUUAAAUCUACUGCUGAUAAAGAAGAUUAUACACCAAGCUGUAGGUCAUUGAUUUGUACAUAUACAAUGGAAACUAAUGUUAGUCAUGCUUUGUGGAGUAAAUUUAAUGUAUCACCAGAGGAAAACAGCUUUGAAAUUAAAUCUAAUGAAAAAACUGUAUCUUGCAUUUGUAUAGUAGAUGCAAAAAAAAUAAGUUUAUAUUCUGAAGGAGGAGAUGUUUGGCAUACGCCAUUAUAUUUCAAGGUUACCUCGGUUUGGAAUACAAGUUUCGGAAUACUUAUUGAAAGAGAUCUGGGUCAAGUGUCAAUAGAUAUGACUGGAAAAUCUUUACCGCUACCUACUAUAUACUCAUUGAGUCAACCAUUAAAAGAAGUAUUACCUUUGUUCUUAUUAAAACAAGGUAGUGUAUUACAAUAUGCAAGAGAUUGUUUAACUACAAUUGUUUUUACAAGUAUUGAAUUUAAUAUAUGUUUGAUGUAUGAUAUGUUAAAUGGCUUACACAGUGUUUGGAGGAUUAGAAAGCCUACAGCUGAAGAGUGCAAUAUUAUGUGUGGUCAAGAUUCAAUAUAUUCUUCUACAACAAAUCCUUCUUAUAUUCCAAGUAACAGUAAUCAAAUAAAUGCAAUGUCUAAUUCAUUAGUAGCUGGCUCCGGAUUUUUAACUGACAGAUUAUCAUUAAACCACCCAGUGAAUUCUAGUCCAUUUACUUUUAACAGACGAAGUACUCCUAAUAUAAUAUCACCAUUUAAUACUUUGAGCCCAAUGACUGCAAUCAGUCAUUACAAUUCCUCUGUUUGGAAUAGUCCAUCAAAUACUUCAAGGAGAAGUUGGCAUCCAAAUGCUACAAUUACUAAUAGUCAAGCAUAUAACACACCAUCCUCUAUGUCUCGUAUAGUUAAUGCUAGACUUGGUCAUGGAAGCAUGUAUGGAGACAACAAUUCUAAACCAGUUAGUCCUGAUAUUUGUUUAGAAUACAUGUGGACUGAAAAUCAAAAUAGUAUGGGGAAUCAAGUACAAUGUGCUUCUACAAGAGUAUUUAUUGCUUCGAAUUUUGUUGAAGAACAAUUUUUAUGUUAUUUAUUGCCUUCUAAAAAACAGUUAAUAUGUGUUGUAUUGGAACAUUCAGAAAUAAAUACUAAUGAUAUAUUAUUAGGAGAUGUUACUGUUCUUUCAGCAAAAGAUGCCGCAUAUUUACCAGCAAGACAUUUAACUGUAAUAAUGGAUUGUCAAAAUAAUAUUUCACUGUACUCUGGGAUACUAAUAAUUGGCUCGGUUCAAUUUGGAAGUUUGUCUUCAGCAUUUGAUGAAAAUACUUCUUACUUUACAGCAAAAAAUAAGUCAACUAUUGGGACCCCCUUAAUUAAUCGAAAAAGUUUAUUGUCAUCUACAAGAAAUGAGGAUAUUCAGUCAAAUCAAAAUGCUAGUAUUAUUUCAUCGCCUUAUGAGUAUGAAUCACAGUUUAUUGUGCAUUAUGAAACACCAUAUUCUGAAUCUUCAAUAAGUUGUUUUACAUCAAAAUUGGAAUUAAAACAAUUAAGAGAUCCAAUAGCUUCUCGUGUUACAUUGGUUCAUGUAGAUGAAAGUAUGAUUCGAGUUGAUUUUCCUGUUGUUAGUUCUUCGCCAUUAGUUACUAAAUGUUUAAACACACUUAAAAAUGUUCUUCAAAAAUCAAUUGUUAUGGAGUUUAUGACAAAAUGGUAUACAGUUAGAAAUGCACCAGGCACACAAAAUAUAUCAGGUGAAGAGGAAUGGAAUUUAUUUCUUCAGAUGUUAUUUGGAUUAAUAGGCUAUAAUUUGGAGUCUUUACCAUUAACUCAUGAUUCUAUAAAUGCAAAUAACGAUACUCCAGCAAAGUCAAAGAAGCAAAGAGUUUUAGAUAUAGGCAGUGAUGAAGAUUGGACAUAUAUGUUAAAAUCAUCUUUUAAUAAUCUUCGUGGCGAUAAAAUAGCAGCUUCCCUUGGGUUGAAAAAUAAGUCAAAAAAUUAUCCUUUAAGUUUUCAUCAUCAAAAUACAAUUUUAAAAAAUGAUAUUGAUACAAAUGCCGUACUAUUUCCAUACAUCUAUGAUAUAUUAUUUUCAUUGCAUUUAGUAUAUGAAGAUUUAAAACUCAACACAUUGAAAAAUGAUUUGUUGCCAAUGAUUGUGCAGUUAUUAUAUCAAUUAGCAACUGAUUUAAAAUUAGAAGAAUAUGUUUAUCAUUAUUGGAAAGAUUAUCCACUGAUUUGUAACAGAAAUAAUUUAUCAUCAGUUUCUAAUCAAUUGAGUAAUGAAAAUAUGAAGAAAUUAAUAAUUCCACCAUAUUUUGAACAAAGUCCUCCAGAUAUAUUUAAAUUGUGUUUCUUACUAAUGAAAUAUUAUAAAGCCAAUCCUUAUCCUUGCAUAGAAAAUGUCAAUAGAAGGACUAAAAAUAUAAUUCAGAUAUAUGGUUCACUGUGUUUAAAAAAGAAAUCUCACAUGAAAGCACUAAUGAAAGUCAUUAAUCCUGCUGGUGUAAAAACCCAUACAAAUGAAAUCAUUUCUUUAAAAAACAUAAAUUUAAAAUGUAAAAUAUCAAAAUAUCAUCAAGUCACUUAUUUUAUGUCAAAAAUUGGAAUUACACAACAAACUUUACUAACUUAUCCACCUGGAGUUGCAAUCUUAUUAUGUGACGUUAUUGAUAAAUGCAGAGAAAAUCCUCCUACAAAUUGGCCAAAAUCAACAUAUGAAUUAAUAAUGCGGGAAGAUUUAGCAUUCCAGACAUUAAAUACAUUUUCCAAUAAAAACAAAUCUAAAACUAUUAAUGUUGAAAAAUUGAUUGAUUGGAAUGAUGCUGGUGAAACAAAUAGUAAUAUUGUAAAAGAUGGCAUGGAAAACCUGGAUGAUGAGAUUAUGAAACUGCUAUGGAACCAUGAUCAUCGUAUCACAGAUGUAAGAAAUUGUCUACAGUCUUGUCAUCCAGUGACCAUAGGAAUAAAACAACCACCAGAAGCUAGUGACCAUGACUUUGUUGAAGAACAGGAAAAAUACUUGUACUCUAUAUGUUCAAGAACAAUGGCCUUACCAAUUGGAAGAGGAAUGUUCACUAUGAGAUCGAUCCAACCUGUUAUUACUGAACCACUACCAUUACCAAAACUUUGUUUGUCUGGUAAAACUCCACGAGGUGCUGCAGUUGAACUAAGUCACAUAGAUGUUGUUCCUAACAUGAAUCUUUGGCCAUUAUUUCAUAAUGGAGUUGCUGCUGGACUACGAAUAAUGCCUUCAGCUGAUAAUAUUGAUUCUACUUGGAUUUUAUAUAAUAAGCCAAAAAGUACUCCAGAAGCAUUACCUGAACAUGCAGGAUUUCUUAUGGCAUUAGGAUUGAAUAAACAUAUUACUAACUUAGCUACAAUGAAUACUUAUGAGUAUCUAUGUAGAUCCCAUGAAAUGAUCAGUAUUGCCAUACUUAUUGGAUUAGCAGCGGCUAAAAGAGGUUCUAUGGACACAGAAAUAACACGUAUGUUAUGCAUCUUUAUAGAAUCUUUAUUACCACCAACUACAAUUGAAUUAGAUAUGAGUCAAAACCUACAAAUAGCAGCAUUAUUAAGUAUAGGUCUUCUCUAUCAAAAAACUGCACAUAGACAUAUAGCAGAAGCAUUAUUGUCUGAGAUAGGUCGUCCUCCUGGUCCAGAAAUGGAUAAUAGUAUUGAUAGAGAAUCUUAUUCAUUAGCAGCUAGUCUUGGUCUUGGUUUAGUUGUGUUAGGAAAAGGUUCUGAUGUUGUUGGACUUAGCGAUUUAUCAAUUGCUGAUACGUUACAUUAUUAUAUGGUUGGAGGACAUAAAAAACCUUUAACAGGAGCACAAAAAGAUAAAUAUAUUAAUCCGAGUUAUCAAAUUCGUGAAGGAGAAAUGGUAAAUGUAAAUGUUACUGCAAGAGGUGCUACAUUAGCCUUAGGAAUGAUGUAUUUCAAAACAGGAAAUCAAGCUGUAGCAAAUUGGAUGAGUAUACCAGAUUCCCCAUAUCUUUUAGAUUUUACUAAUCCUGAAUUUAUAUUACUUAAAAUGUUAGCCAGAGGUCUAAUAAUGUGGGAUUACAUUUUACCCACAAAAGAUUGGAUUGAACAAUUUGUUCCCCAAUCCAUUCGACGUUAUUGCUUGGUCAAACCUAAACCAGGGAUAGCAAAUCCUGAUUUAGAAACUAUCAAUCAAACAUACUGUAACAUUGUAGCUGGCUGUAGUAUGGCAAUGGGUUUGCGUUUUGCUGGAUCUGCUAAUGAAGAAGCUUUUAAUACUCUUUUAUCUUAUUGUCAAAUGUUUAUAUCAUUAUGUAGUAAAUCAGUAGCUGAACUUUGUGGAAAAUCAACUAUUGAAACUUGUAUAAAUGUUACACUAAUAUCAUUAUCUAUGGUAAUGGCAGGUACUGGCGAUUUAGAAGUAUUGCGUAUUUGUAGAUAUUUGAGAUCAAGAGUUAGUGUUUCUCCCCAUAAUGUUAUUACAUAUGGAUCUCAUUUAGCUACCCAUAUGGCUUUAGGACUAUUAUUUUUGGGUGGUGGAAAGUAUACUCUUUCGACAACUUCAGAAGCAAUAGCUGCACUUAUAAUUGCAUUUUACCCUCAAUUUCCAAUUCAUAGUAAUGACAAUAGAUAUCAUUUGCAAGCUUUCAGACAUCUUUAUAUUUUAGCUACUGAACCUAGAAUCAUAUUACCAAGAGACAUUGAUUCUGGAGACUUGUGUUAUGUCCAUUUAAAAGUUAUAUUCCUUGAUUCUAAAUAUUACCAAAAUCAACAUUAUACUGUUAAAGCUCCAUGUUUAUUACCUAAAUUAUCAUUAUUAAAAGAAGUACGUGUUGAAGAUGGAAGAUAUUGGUCAAUAGUAUUUGAACGUGAUAGAAAUUGGGAUAAGCUUGAAAACAUGUUGGACAAUGUCAGUUAUUUAAAUGUCAAGCAUAAAGCUGGUCACUUAUCAUAUUCAGAAGAUCCAAAUGGUUACAAAUCUCUCAUCGCCCAAACUUUGAGUUCAAAUGAUUUUAAUUCCUGGUCUAUUUCUCCUGAAACCAUCUAUGGAUUUUCUUCUGAUCCAAAAAUUGUUCAAAUGGUUCGUUACUUUUUAAAUCUGAGUGGGGAUAAGGUUAACAAUCCUUAUCAAGUAUCUCAAGUAUCUGUUAUUCGACAAUAUGCUCAAAUAUUAUUUAAUUGUAUCGUUCAUGACAAAAUAUUUUUAUUACCUUUAUGGAUGCCAAUAAUGAAGACAUUAAGUAAUUUACCUCAACCACCUAGUAGUUUUUAUUGUUGGCAAUUAAAAUUAUUUAUUGAAUCAGCAAGUACUACUAUUUGUUGCAAGGAAACAUUAAAUGAUCGACCAAAACUAAUUCCUCUUUUAUUUGCUUCAUCAAUUGAUAUGUCAUGUAAUUCUAUAAUUCAAAAUUGGGAAAAAGAAGGAAUAUCAAUUAAAGUAUGCUGGGAUUCCUCAAAUAUUCAAGACUCAAAAACUGAAUUAAUUAAAAGUGCAUAUUGCACGUUAUUGGAGAUUCCUCAUAAAUCUAAAAUACCCGAAUGUGCUUUGGCAGAUCCACAUUUGGCAUAUGAAUACACUAAAAGUCUUUUCUUACCAUGGGAAACAAUUAAUAAAAUAUGUUCAUAA
Sipha flava (yellow sugarcane aphid) is the source of this 6096-nucleotide messenger RNA. It is a transcript of the gene shtd, whose product is annotated as anaphase-promoting complex subunit 1. Gene Ontology annotation, cellular component: anaphase-promoting complex. The record is from RefSeq and is a predicted model, not a curated record. The transcript has 32 exons. The coding region runs from base 226 to 6096 and encodes 1956 amino acids. Gene Ontology annotation, biological process: protein K11-linked ubiquitination; metaphase/anaphase transition of mitotic cell cycle; anaphase-promoting complex-dependent catabolic process. Gene Ontology annotation, molecular function: molecular adaptor activity. Lineage: Eukaryota; Metazoa; Arthropoda; Insecta; Hemiptera; Aphididae.